This is a messenger RNA of Nannochloropsis gaditana CCMP526, 657 nucleotides long. RefSeq lists its product as uncharacterized. Gene Ontology annotation, cellular component: nucleolus. The annotation marks the transcript as partial. The record is from RefSeq and is a predicted model, not a curated record. Gene Ontology annotation, biological process: maturation of SSU-rRNA from tricistronic rRNA transcript (SSU-rRNA, 5.8S rRNA, LSU-rRNA). The transcript has a single exon.
ACACACAGAGAAGGUACAUCAUGGCUGGUAAGCGCCCUCGUCCGCCUGUUCAAGUGGUUGUUGCGCCCUCAAUACCCUCCCCUUACGAGUACAAAUUGCAGCUUCAACGGGAGCAAGGAGAGCGACAAGAUGAGGCAGCCAAUGGUUCAUAUAAACGCGCCCGCUCAGGUGGCGCUUUGUCUAAUGGCAACAAUGCGGCAGAACGGGCAGAGUUUAAGAAGAUGUGGAAGAGCGUGAUGGAUCUCGGAGCCAUGCAAUUGACGGGCUACGAGAAAAAAGCCUACGAUGCACGUCGGAUUGUCGAGUUGGGAGGCAAAGCACCCGCGGCCAUCAAGACUCCAUUCAAUAUUCUGAUGGGCAAACGUGCAAAAGCAAAACAACGUGAUGCACGCCGUGACAAUGACAUUCGCGAAUCGGGUGUGGUCGUGGCAAAAAAGCGGCAAUCUGCGGCAGCACUUGCAAACCAGAUUCUAGACGAUGGCGGUAGACGGAAGCAUGACAGUAGCGGCAAGAUCGGUGAGACGCCUUACCCUGUACUCGGGAAGAUGAAAGGUGGAACUUUAUUUUUGAACAGGGGGACCAUUCAGAGAGCGACGAUGGCCAAACGGGGGGGAAGAGGUGGUGAUAAGAGAGGUGGGCGUGGGAGGGGAGAGGCAG